This is a messenger RNA of Zophobas morio, 713 nucleotides long. Its product is annotated as protein C19orf12 homolog. NCBI's taxonomy places the organism in Eukaryota, Metazoa, Arthropoda, Insecta, Coleoptera, Tenebrionidae. Bases 217 to 642 code for a protein of 141 amino acids. The record is from RefSeq and is a predicted model, not a curated record. The transcript is spliced from 2 exons.
GUUUUGCUUUGUUAUGAAAAACCACAUUUGCUUAUCUAAAAUUUUGAUAAUGAUGCGAGUUAUGUGGGAUUGGAAUAUUAAUACAUAGUGAUACACAAAGGGAGUAAAGUCCACACUGGCCUGAUAUUCAAAAAUAAGAAAUAACCUGCAAAUUCAUCCUAACCUAACUUUUGUGUAAUCGUUCAGUUUUUAACCAGAUUUUAACAAAAAUAAAGCAUGCCCCUUCAGCAACAGGAACUUUUAAAAGUGUGUGAAAUACUGGCGGAAGAGGAAGGUUUAAGAGUCACGGUAACCGAAUCUUUUAAAGGCGCUUGUUACGCCUUUGCUGGAGCCCUAGUAGGGGGUGUGUUGGGAGGUCCAAUUGGUCUAGGACUCGGUGGUGCAGCAGGAAGUGCACUAGCGGCUUGUAAAAGUCAGGGGAAAUUUAAAUCGGCUGUUCAUGUAAUUACGUAUGAGAUGCCAGAUAGGCAGAAGCAAAAGCUUGCUACAGCUGUGCAGAAUGUGAUACAGAACAUUGAUGCUUCGGAUGUAGUCACCCUCAUUGCGAUACUCAAUGGCAACAACAUUACUAGAAAUAUUAUAAUAGAUUUGAUUAAAAAUGCCCUAACGAGUGAUAUGGGUUUAAGAAUAGCCCCACAAUAAUAUUAUUUUUAAGUAUGAAUGUCAUUAAAUAUUGAAUUACCUCAUUUUUCUAAUAAGACAAUUUUAAGGUG